This is a messenger RNA of Mus musculus (house mouse), 7612 nucleotides long. RefSeq names its product DEAD-box helicase 6 (gene Ddx6). Gene Ontology annotation, biological process: spermatogenesis; viral RNA genome packaging; spermatid differentiation. Gene Ontology annotation, cellular component: nucleus; adherens junction; sperm annulus. Gene Ontology annotation, molecular function: ATP binding; ATP hydrolysis activity; protein domain specific binding. Bases 2201 to 3652 code for a protein of 483 amino acids. The record is from RefSeq and is a predicted model, not a curated record. NCBI's taxonomy places the organism in Eukaryota, Metazoa, Chordata, Mammalia, Rodentia, Muridae. The transcript is spliced from 14 exons.
UACAGAGAAACCCUGUCUCGAAAAACCAAAAAACCAAAACCAAAACCAAACCAAAACAAAAAAACCCCCACAGGCUGCACUUGCGAACAGCAUGGUUCAUUUCCAGCACCUACAUGGUAGCUCACAAUCAUGUUACUCCAGCUCCAAGGGAUCAGAGGACCCCUUCCGGCCUCCUCAGUUCCCAGGCACACAUGGUAAACAGAUAUACAGGUCCCCAUACACAUCAAAUAAAAUAAACUUUAAGAGAAAUAAAAACAAUUUUUAGGUCAGGGGUUGGUGGCGAAUGCACUUAGGAGGCAGAGGCAGGUGUCCCUAUGAGCUCGAGGACAGCCUGGACUAUACAGAGUGAGUUCCAGGACAGCCAGAGCUACACAGAGAAAUUGUCUUAAAACCAACCAAGCAAGCAAAAGGGGCAAACAAAGCCUCAUAGCUUUUCCUAAGAGAUCACUUAGCUUCUCUCCAGAGUGAACACAAGGUAUGGGCCUAUUCCCUUGCAGGAGUAGCUAUUUUAAAAUCUGGGUGGGAGAUAAAAAUGCUUUAAACUCAGAAUUGCAAAAAGCAUCACCAUCAUCAUAAUACAUUAAGAGUGCUGGGUGUGGUGGCACAAAUGACAACUGGCUAUUAUUCUACUCUGUGCUUGCUAUGGCAAGCAUGCACUGGAGUUUGGUAGACUUGGGCUCUCAAGUAAAAAACAAAAAACAAAAAACAGGAGAGCGCAGCGGUUUAAAAGGGGGGGGGGGGCUUCAGACUUAUUCUGAUUGGAUGUUGCUAGCUAAGAAGCAGGAGGGCUGGAAGCAGGGAGUCAUUGGUUUAGAGAGCAUAUUUGGCUUUCUCUGAUUGGUCUCAAGUUGGAAGCAGCGGUAAAAAUAUGGAAGCUGCAAGUCAGUGACUAAGUACUGACUGUCCAGGAUUCCCUAACGUCGGUGUUUAGUAAGGAAUCGCACUGUCCCAAAGGGUUUAACCACUGUCAGUAUUUCCAGCCCUCCAGCAGCGUAAGACGCGAGUUUUUAACUUUCUCCGGCCCAGCUCGAUUUUUACUUAACAAACAAAAAAGUUUGUUUUGCUUGGAACAAGACGACUUUCUAGGUUAAGGAUAAGACAUCAGGAUCCGAGAAUCAUAGAAACAAACGCACAAAUAUCUGCAGUAAGGGUCAGGCAGGAGAAUCUACGGGUCUCCCAUUUGCACAGCGAGCCCUCACUGGUAGAGGCGAUCCGCCCUUCUUUCUAGAAGAGUGCCACUGCGGGCAGGAGCAAAGGGUCACCUCGCCUGCACUCCGGGUUUGAUAGCCCACGACCGAGGGCGCGCUCCCGGCUCACUGCUUCCCCCGGUGCCCCUUCCCGCUCCCUCUCAGACAGCAUCGGCCCCAAAGGCCCCACUUUUCUGCACGCCCUGGCCUCGCAGCGUCCUCCCGGCCAUCCCAGCUCAGCUUCCGGACCCGCGCAGGCUGCCCUCCGAGUGUGUCCGAGGUCAGCAGUCAGCAGACGUCCCCUCCGGCCCGGGACCCGUCAGCCCAGCUCCGAAGGGACGAACGAAGGCAAGGGCGACAGUCCUCGGCCACCGCCAUUCAUUUCCCCAGCGGUCUCGUCAGCUCUGCAGGCAAGCCCUCUCGCCCGUCCGUCCAUCCGUCCGUCCCUCCGUCCCGAAAGCAACCCCGUGUUUCCCUGAGCUCGGCCCCGUCAAAGGCCGGUCUCUCCCGACCCUCGCCCGCCGCGCCCAGGAAGCCGUGACGCCGCGGCGGCUGCAGCUGCAGCGGCCGAGCUCUCGCCAUCUUGUGUGGAGGAGGAGGAGCCGCGGCCGCCGCCAUGCGGAGCGGCUGGGAAGGAGGGAGGGAGGCGACGGCGGCGGGCGAGGGAGGGGGCAGAGCAGCAGAGUCAGCUCAGCCCGGCGGCGGCGACAUCGGGGGCGCCGGCACAGCGGGCGCCGGCCGAGAUUGAAGUGAGUGAAUUCAGAUAUAAUUCAAGCUUGUUAGAGGGCUUUAAAAAAAAAAGUUGAUUCGGUGCAUGAAAGCAAGUUAACUACUGCUGCUCACCGUUGAGAGACUUACAGGUGCUUGCCUGAACUGCAAUAAAGGACUCAUAUUAUUGAGCAGGACUUAUUUAUCUCUUCAUUUUGGAGAGCCUCAUAAACUGUUAUUACAGUUUCUCUACUGACUUUGAAAAGUUUGAAGUUUGGAAGAGACACCUGUGCAGCUAACAAAGCAUGAGCACGGCCAGAACAGAGAACCCUGUUAUCAUGGGUCUGUCCAGUCAGAACGGCCAGCUGAGGGGCCCUGUGAAGGCCAGUGCUGGCCCUGGAGGAGGGGGCACACAGCCACAGCCACAGCUGAACCAGUUGAAGAACACCAGCACAAUCAAUAAUGGCACUCCACAGCAAGCCCAGAGCAUGGCCGCCACUAUUAAACCUGGUGAUGACUGGAAAAAGACAUUAAAACUCCCUCCAAAGGAUCUAAGAAUCAAAACUUCGGAUGUGACCUCCACAAAAGGAAAUGAGUUUGAAGAUUACUGUUUGAAACGAGAGUUGCUAAUGGGAAUUUUUGAAAUGGGCUGGGAAAAACCAUCUCCUAUCCAGGAGGAGAGCAUUCCCAUUGCUUUAUCUGGUAGGGAUAUCUUAGCUAGAGCAAAAAAUGGAACAGGCAAAAGCGGUGCCUACCUCAUCCCCUUACUUGAAAGGCUGGACCUGAAGAAGGACAAUAUUCAAGCAAUGGUGAUUGUUCCCACUAGAGAACUUGCUCUACAGGUCAGUCAGAUUUGCAUCCAGGUCAGCAAACACAUGGGAGGGGCCAAAGUGAUGGCAACCACCGGAGGAACCAAUUUACGAGAUGACAUAAUGAGGCUUGAUGAUACAGUGCAUGUGGUGAUCGCUACCCCUGGCAGGAUCCUGGAUCUCAUCAAGAAAGGCGUGGCAAAGGUUGACCAUGUCCAGAUGAUAGUGCUAGAUGAGGCAGAUAAAUUGUUGUCACAGGAUUUUGUGCAGAUAAUGGAGGAUAUUAUUCUCACACUACCUAAAAAUAGGCAGAUUUUACUAUACUCCGCUACUUUCCCUCUUAGUGUACAAAAGUUUAUGAAUUCCCAUCUGCAAAAACCCUACGAGAUAAACCUGAUGGAGGAACUAACUCUGAAAGGAGUAACUCAGUACUACGCAUAUGUAACGGAGCGCCAAAAAGUGCACUGCCUCAAUACACUUUUCUCCAGGCUUCAGAUAAACCAGUCCAUCAUUUUCUGCAACUCCUCCCAGAGAGUCGAGCUACUCGCCAAGAAGAUUUCUCAGCUGGGCUACUCUUGCUUUUAUAUCCAUGCUAAAAUGAGGCAGGAACAUCGAAAUCGUGUCUUUCAUGAUUUCCGAAAUGGCUUAUGCCGCAAUCUUGUUUGCACUGAUCUGUUUACCCGAGGUAUUGAUAUACAAGCUGUGAAUGUGGUAAUAAACUUUGACUUCCCAAAGCUGGCAGAGACCUAUCUUCAUCGUAUUGGAAGAUCAGGUCGCUUUGGUCAUCUUGGCUUAGCCAUCAACUUGAUCACUUAUGAUGAUCGCUUCAACCUGAAGAGUAUUGAGGAGCAGCUGGGGACAGAGAUCAAACCCAUCCCAAGCAACAUCGACAAGAGCCUGUAUGUGGCAGAAUACCACAGUGAGCCUGCAGAAGACGAGAAACCGUAACAAGCACGCUUUGACAAACUACAGAAGGCUCUUUGGAUCUGUGACACAUCAUUUUGGGGGGGUGCUCUUCUCUUUGUGGGUUUUUUCAUCUUUAUUUUGGAACUAUGAAGAGUUAUAUAAGAGCUCAGACAUUUUUCUUUUUUUUAAACUGGUGAAGAAAAACUGAAAAGAAGACAUAGACCUUUUUUGUUCCACUUGUUUGCACUGUGUGCUGACUGAACAUUCGUUGCACUAACUGCUGGUCUUUAAAGAUGUUUUCUGGGGAAAGGGGACAAGGAAGGAGGAAAAGAAAAGAAGGGGAGAAACCCUAAAAAAGAGAAGAAUUUGGGUGAACACAUGCACCUGUCUAAAGUUCUCCACUAGCUGACUCUACUGCAUUUCAACUUCUCCCUGAUUAUUCAUCCGUUUUUAAGCCUGAAGAGCUUAUUACUUAUUUGUGCGAAGUGCCUUAUGCUACAAGACCAUUAAGAAUAUCAUCUUUACACACAGCCCAAGGAAUCAACAGAGUCAUGUUCUAUUUUCUUUUUUAUUUCUUUGCCUCUUCAUUUUGGUUUCACGUUGAAGUCUCACCUCCUGUUCUACCAGUACUCAGCCCAGGGCCGGAAGGUGGACUAGUGAUGGCAGCGCCAUUUUCCUUUUCUUUAUAUGGAGGAGUUGAUUCACAACUGCAGUCCAUCCACACUGUACAUACAUGUAUUUAAAAAAAAAAACAAUACCAAGUAAAAUUUUCUUCCGGGCUGAGUAGACGUACCAUCGUCGCUCCCAAAGGAAAGAGCAGCCUCUCACUGCAGGAGCCAGAUGACAAGCCUCUGUGCUCUACAGCAGAACACUACGCUGGCUCACACGCGUCCAUGAGCAGGAAGGCACUCGCUGUAAAGACUUGUCGGAGGGAGCCUUGACCUUCUUUCCUCUGUGGCAAAGCGUGACCCGUAGAAAAUUGGAUGUGUAUACUUGUAUAAACUUUGUAAAUAAGUUUUUUUUCUGGGUUCAUAUAUAUAUAUAUAUAUAUAAAUAUAUAUAUAUACAUACAUAUAUAUAUAUUAUUUUUUUUGGAUGAAGGUUGCUGGGAUUAAGGGAUUAGAGUGAUUAUGGGAGCAGCUAAAGAUGAGAGGGGCUCAGUUUUCUGCAACACUAAAUUCUAAAAAGUGCUUUGGCCUCUAACUGUAGGAAGCAGACCUCUGCAGGCUCUGUGUUGGAAAGGGGCCAGAAGCCCGGCCACACUGCUCUUGUAAUGAAUGCACAGGCAGCGGUCUUAGCAGACAGCAAAGGAGCUUUGCAAGGCUGUGGUCCCUGGGGGCUUUGAGAAGCUCUGUGGUUUGGCUCUCCUGUCCUAAACGUUUGAGGAACUUCCCAAGUUCUGCAAAGGGGAACAAAGAUAAAUCUUCCUUGGAGUGUGAGAAGUGUACAGAGUGCAGUCUUAGAGGAGAGUGUGUGGAGCAUGGAUUUUUAUGUCACCGGACCAGCCAGUGCAGCCUCGGCGGGCUUGGCAGUUGUGGAGCCUAGUUAUCCGCGGCCCCUCCUGUUGUGUGUGAGCAGCGCCCUCUGCCUAUCUUGAUAAAUACAUUUUUGCAGGAAGGGGCAGCCCGUUAGAGCUGUUAACGUCCAUGUCCAUGCUGCAGAAAGCUGCUUGCUGCCCGUUCUCUGUGCCGCACUAAGAGUUGCUGUCUGUCGUUUUGCAUUGUAAAUCGCUGGCAGAUGCCUUAGGUGGUAGUGUUGCUUUAAACUGUGCCCCUCCCAACACGCUUGAUGUUUGGCCUGAUCUCCAGGCAAAAGGAGGGAGAUGAAUCAACCAGUGAACUUUUUUUUUAAAAAUGUUUUUAAUUCCCUUUUAACCCAGUAUACUAGGUCAGGAGGCAUCUAGGGAACAAAAAAAGCAAAAAACAAAAUUUAAAAAAAAAUUGAUUUUCAUAUUCCAUCACUUUGAAGACCUUAAAACUAUGACAAGGUAUGUUGAGUCUGCUUCCAUGCUUAACUCGUCUGAAGAGAGGAGUCAGUUAUUCAAAGUUGCUUUGACUUUGCCUAGUUCUAAAGCAAAACUAUUUGUGACUUAUCCCAAAUUCUUUGGGGAUCAAAAUCCUACAGAUGCCUCCUUAUCAGAGAUAACCCUGACUCUGUAACAACUGUAGCAGGAGCUGCACGGUACAAAUCCCCAAAGGCAAGUCCAGUCAAGUGUUGGCUACAAAACAAACCAAAUUAAUAAGGAAGUCACUUUUUUAGGGAGGGUGGGAGUGGGGUCUUAAAAACUCGUUAUUUUGACCAACAGAUCUUGCCCUUGUACCGAUGCAGCUCUCCUCCUUCCUGCCUUUGGCGAGAUGAGGGAUCGCUCCGUAGAGCAACAUGAGCAGGAAAGGAGUACAAAUGCAAUCUGCUGUCUCGCCAGAGGGCAAGUGGGUGAUCAACAAAGUGCAGUCUCUUGCCAACCUUGGACUGCUCUGCCAGGUGCCACAUGCCUCUGAGUCCCUCUUAAAGCACAGACUCCAUGGGGGAGUGUUCUGAAGUACAGCCUCUGCUGAGGGUGGCACUUGGACAGCUGGGCACCCACCCCGGAGAUCGCUGUCUGAAGAGGCGGUGCUGGGGUGGUGCUUAGCUCACUUGAGCUGUUGUUAAUGGGAAGAUGCCCUACUGACCAGGUCAAACCCUGGUUGGGUUUUUUUGUUGUUUUUUUUUUUUUUUAUCCUUUUUGAUCCCUCUUAAUAAGGAAUAUUGCUACUAUUGGAAAUUGUCUUUCAGGUUCUUUCCAGUAAUUUUUAAAGUAAUGGUUAUGUUUUGGUUUUCGCCAGUAGUUCAUUUCGAUAAAAACUAUGUCCUAUUUUUAAUAUCCACCUCAAUGCUUUUAGCCUCUGGUCAUGUAGUUGUGUGAUAAGUAACAGACUGUUACACACUUGCUGCUCAGGGCCUGUUUUUUUCUCUCCCUUAGUGUUCUGAACAUGAAAGAAACUUUCUUAGGAAUGGAAUACAUUUACCAUAAAAUGUUUUUCCUGGAAAGGAAAACCUAAGUAGCUCUAAAUUAUUUCCAGGUGGGCACCAGCAUCAUAACAAUUGGUUGGCCCGGUGGGGUGGGGUGGGGUGGGCUGGGUGGGUGGUUGUCAUACUCGUUUUCAGAAUGAGAUGAGGGCAUCUUUCCUUGGCCACCUGCUUUGUGCUGGACACCAUCGUGCUCGGUGAGAACAGAGCACAGCACAGAGUUUGGAGUGACAUGUUGGAAACAAAACAUCUCAUUCUGAUCAUUUGGUUUAUUUUUUUUUAAUAGGGGUGGGAGGGGAGGGUACUGUGUCCCAAAAGGGAGGGUGUCUGCACUAAGGAUUUAGAAACACUUUGGAAGCUCAUAACCUCAUGGGAAACUGCCUUUAGCCACACACACUCCUGACCUUUAGAUGAGUAACAAAAAGAUGAAAUAAGUUUGUGGGAAUUAAGCCAUGUUAUUUUAAUUGGAUACUUUUUUUUUUCAACUCUCUGUGUAUCUUUAAAAUUGUUACUGUGGAAUGAUUUUCUUGCCAAAUAACUUUGUCAGGCAAAAUUAUUGGCCUCAUGGGAGGUGAAGUAAGCCAGAUUUUGGGUAAAUUUAUGUGGACUUUGGUGAGUUUGUAAUUCUACUUUAUAUUCAUAAAGAUAGUUUUUUAAAACUCCCAAAGCAAAUCUAUUUUCUUCUCUAAUGUAAAAACUCAUCUUUGGAAUAAAGAGUUAAGUGUCCGAGGGUUGUAACAGAUAUGAGGUCAGAGGGAGCUAGCCUGGCCUGGACUCUGCCCCUCCACAGCUGACAGACUCCAACAGAAGUGUAUUUAAAUCUCCAGUAGACAGAGCUGGGCAGGGCAAGGGAGGGGUGGGCCUGGGUUAGUAAGCUGCAGGCUGCUGUAUUUUAACCAGUGGUUCUUGGGGAGGGGUGCUGGAGAAUACAAAGUCACUUCCCUUUUUUGAAACAAAACAAAUUAGAAAAAAACCAAUUUUUUUGUUUAGUAAAAA